UUGCUACGGACGUUGCUUAACGUACUCACUUUGUGUACAAAGACGAUUUUCAUUUUUAAAAAAAACUUUAAAAAUAUUUCAAUAUUUUUUCGAAUUUCAUUUCUUAUCAUUUGAAAGUUUCCUUGAACUUUCCGCAUCAGCGAUGUUGAGGUGCAGCAAGCAAAUCGAAUGGAUGGUAUUUUUACUCUUGGGUCUUGUAAUUGGCAAUGUAUUAUGUGGGCCAAUGUAUUACAAAAAAACAGACGAUGACACCUAUGAACCAGAUUUGGUUCCCGUCUCAUCGACUGUCAUUCCCGUUUAUACAUAUCAAGUGAAUUCAACAGGUGAAGUCAAACAUCAUGUGAUGGACGAUGAAGAAUACCGACUGGCUUAUAUGAAAAUGAAGCUUAUGAACAAAAAGCGCAAACAAGAAGAUGAUCCGGAUACACUUAUCACAUUGACAAAGAAAUAUCACCCAGGAAAAAAGAAUAAAUCGAGCAACGAGAACGAUGCAAUCGUCAGUGGUGCUUGAAGAAUCAAAAUGACGCACAAUCUAUACUAAAAAUAACACAUUUAAAAUGCUGUUUAAUCAAAUAAUGUUUAUUUGCGACCAAACACUAAUACUUAUAAAAAUAAAUUUACUAUUUAUGACUAUGGCUA
Messenger RNA from Contarinia nasturtii (swede midge), 639 nucleotides. RefSeq lists its product as uncharacterized. The transcript has 4 exons. NCBI's taxonomy places the organism in Eukaryota, Metazoa, Arthropoda, Insecta, Diptera, Cecidomyiidae. The coding region runs from base 143 to 511 and encodes 122 amino acids. The record is from RefSeq and is a predicted model, not a curated record.